This is a messenger RNA of Penicillium lagena, 306 nucleotides long. RefSeq lists its product as uncharacterized. The coding region runs from base 1 to 306 and encodes 101 amino acids. The record is from RefSeq and is a predicted model, not a curated record. The transcript has 2 exons. NCBI's taxonomy places the organism in Eukaryota, Fungi, Ascomycota, Eurotiomycetes, Eurotiales, Aspergillaceae.
AUGUCCGACUUCUUCCGCAGAGCAUCGGACGCGCUCCAUCAUCGCAAAGACUCAACCGACUCAACGGACGCACCCAAGACCCUCGACGCAAAAGAGCCUCUUGAGCACGGGCAGUCCGAGCCUGCUCAGCCUGAGGCUCACGUCAACGAGACUUUUACUGAUACAGCGGCUGAUGAUAAAACCCGUCCGAAGCAACGCCGCCAUUGGGUCUGGGGACAUCACGAGGGAAACAAACCCGAAACAAAGCAGCAACCUAGCCAGCCCGAGGCGCAAAAGGACAAUACUGACUGGGUUGUUGGUUCGUAG